This is a messenger RNA of Thelazia callipaeda (thelaziosis nematode), 1407 nucleotides long. NCBI's taxonomy places the organism in Eukaryota, Metazoa, Nematoda, Chromadorea, Rhabditida, Thelaziidae. The record is from the annotation of a GenBank genome assembly.
AUGAAACAGUGGUCUGGAUGCUUGCUCACAAUCGUGCUUAUGUGUUGUUUCGUCAUUGGCUUGGAUGAAAAGGAAAUGCGAAUUAGAGAAGCUGUGAUAAAUAAGCAGAAAGUGUAUCUUUAUUUUAUUGAGAAGUAUCUAAGUGCUGGAAAUUGGUCUUAUUUUGAAUUAAGGUGGGCAGGCCCGAUUCGGGUCAUUCUUGUUUCUACCACUGGUGACGCUGAUCUCUAUCUUUCUUCCACGAAGAAGCAUCCUGGAUAUGAUCUCGAUGAAUAUGAAAUGCUGUCAACCACAUGCGGUGUAGACGUCGUAGAUGUACCACAAAUAAUGCAGAGACCCGUCUAUGUUGGUGUUUAUGGACAUCCUUCAAAUGCUGCAACUAAUUAUCGAAUAUUAUUCGUCAUGCUCGAGAAAACAAACUCUAAGUAUGUCGGUCCUAUCGAUAUUGAACCAGACAUAAUAUAUUCGAUACACGAAGACGUGGAUUUGAGCCUGAGAUCACGUACUCUAUAUGAAAAGAUGGCAACCAUUGUUAACUCGACUACAUUUUUGCGAGAAAAUCCAUUCCCUUUUUUUGUUAAUGCAGCUGUACUUCGUCUAUGUGAAGUAUUUCGCGAUGAAUGUAAUGAGUUACGUUCGUGCGUUGUUCGAGUAAUGGAUGAGUGUUCUACUGAACUUAGACUUGUUUUCUCUAACGAUGAAGUGGCAAGGCGUAUUCUUAAAGUAUCACAUUCUAAUGAUCCAUGGGCUCGUUCUCUUACGCUGCAGUUACUUGCCAAAUUAGCUUCUAUUAUGGCAGAAAACAAGCAGGCAAGAUUGCUAAAAAAACAGUCAAGAACGUAUGUUCAUCACUUGAUAGUGAUGAGCAUUGAUUCAGAAGAAGAGCAAGAACGUCUAUCAGCUAUUGUCGCUACGGAAGCAUACGUUGGCGUGUCCAGAUUUUUCUCGCAAAUUAUUUUUGAAAAGCUGUCUGUUACGUUUUUUUCUCCAUUUGUUUCACCAUGUAUGAAGGUUGCAUUGGUUCAUGUAUUUGCUAACAUGCGUGCUGAUGUAGAAACUAUAAUGAAGGUUUUUGCACUGGGAAGGCGGAUACUUAACGAAGCUUAUAACGAGCAGCUGAUGUUAGCUAUGAUAAAAUCACUUACUACAUUGGCCGCCUCUUGUAGAUUUGCUGUUUCUGAAAUGGUCAUUUUAUCAUUGUAUUCGCUAGAGCAAAUUGCGAUAUUUUUAAGUGUUCAUCAAAGUAUUUUGCUAACUUUAUUAAUAGAAAAACUAAAAGUGUCGAAGGAAAAUCGAACCCUUAGUAUUACCAUUUUGCGGAAUAUGAAACGCUUAUCAUCGUCUGCUCAUAUGCUUACGGAGUCCCAUAUCAAUGCAAGUUUUAUUUUGAACUCCUUAAGAAAUUGA